AUGGGAUCCAACGGUAGAAUCACCAAGAUUCCCCUCGUACCCCUUGCCAAGGGCUCAGUCUUGCUACCCGGAGUGACCCUACGUAUCCCGGUCUCCAAUCGUCCCGACCUUGCCAACCUUCUUUCGUCACUUGUCGACAGACCUUCGAAGAGAGAUGCGGGGACCAUCACGUUCGGCUGCGUUCCGCUCAACUCGCCGUUCUUGAGCCGUGAUGGACAGCAACUUCUUGAAGGCGAGGAUACAGACGCAGCACAGAAGGAGGAAUACGACGCGAUUGAUGCCGGCCAGGCGCGAAAGGAAGACUUGUUCCGAUAUGGAACCAUUGGUAAAGUCAUCGGAGUUCAACGUCGCGCCUAUGCGGAGCCAUUCUUGCUUGUCCAGGGCACGCAAAGAUUCUCGAUCAAGAAGGUCUUGCGUGACCGGCCAUACUUUGAGGCCGAGGUGUUCAUCCAUGACGAAAGCAACUUCGGCCAAGGUAAUGCGGAAGUUGCGGAGCUAUUCCAACAAUUGAGACAGCUAUCUAGGGAACUUCUGACUCUCCUGCGCCUGUCCUCGUUGCUGUCGGCAGCUUCCUCACGUCUCUCGCCACUCGUUGCUCGAAAGUUUGAGCUUUACAUAUCCAAGACAGACUUGAGCCAGGCAGGGAAGCUGGCUGAUUUUAUGGCAGAUGUAUCUGACGCCAGCUUUGAGGAGAAGCUGCGCAUUCUCAGCUCGCUGGAUGUUAAGGAACGCCUGGAGAGGGUUGUUGAGAUCCUCACCAGACAGGCACAGCACAUUAAGAGCAGCGUUAGGGUCACCUCGCUUUCCUCUACUUCAUUCCCUCCCUCCGGGGUGGAUAUCAGCCAGAUUGAUCCCCGUGAACGUGAGCUUCUUGCAAAGCGCGCACUUUCUGGGUUUUCUGGCAUGCCACCUCCCGGUGGCCGUGGCAGCGAUGAAGAGAAGGAGCCUAAUGAGGUGGAUGAGUUGCAACAGAAGCUGAAUGAUGCGGGGCUUAGUCCCGAAGCUAAGAAGGUUGCGGACAGGGAAUUGAAACGUCUGCGCAAGAUGAACCCUGCCAAUGCCGAAUAUGGCGUUUGCCGGACAUACCUGGAAAACUUGUCUGAAAUUCCGUGGACCAAGGUGACCGAGGAUCAGCUUGGACCGGACACAUUGAAGAGAGCCCGGAAGCAGCUGGAUGAGGAUCACUAUGGUCUGGAGCGCAUCAAGAAGAGGCUGUUGGAGUACCUCGCUGUGUUGCGGUUGAAGCAAUCCACCAACGUCGAUGUUGAACGCCAGAUUUCAGGACUCUCCAGGGACUUGGAUGCCACGGCAGUGGGCGAUGUCGAAAAGGAUGUUCCUCUGCUGUCAGAGUCCGACCGAGUUGCGCUGGAGACUCGCCUUGAGAUUUUGAAAUCUAAGCGUAUGACCGACAAGUCCCCUAUUUUGCUUUUGGUCGGACCUCCUGGAACUGGUAAGACCAGUCUGGCAAGGUCGGUUGCCGCUUCUCUUGGGCGUAAGUUCCACCGCAUCUCCCUUGGUGGUGUCAGGGACGAGGCGGAAAUCCGAGGCCACCGACGCACCUAUGUUGCCGCCAUGCCUGGGUUGAUUGUGAACGGUUUGAAGAAGGUCGGCGUGGCUAAUCCUGUCAUUCUGCUUGACGAGAUUGACAAGGUCGGCGGUGCCAAUUUCCAAGGCGACCCGUCCGCUGCCAUGUUGGAGGUUCUGGAUCCCGAGCAAAACCACACCUUCACCGACCACUAUAUCAAUAUCCCCAUUGACCUGAGCAAAGUUCUCUUCCUUGCUACGGCCAACUCUCUGGACACGAUCCCGGCACCUCUGCUCGAUCGCAUGGAGACUAUCGCUUUGUCUGGAUACACUACCGUUGAGAAGAGGCACAUUGCCAAGCAACAUCUCAUCCCCAAGCAAAUUCGAGCUAAUGGACUCACUGAGAGCCUAGUCAGCUUGUCUGACGAGGUGAUCGACAAGACGAUCACAUCAUAUACCCGUGAAUCGGGGGUUCGCAAUUUGGAGCGAGAGCUUGGCUCCAUCUGCCGCCACAAGGCCGUACAAUAUGCCGAGGCCGGUGACUCUGACCGUCUGGACGAUUACAACCCCGUUGUGUCAGUCGACGAUUUGGAGGAUAUUCUUGGAAUCGAGCGCUUCGAGGAAGAAAUCGCUGAGAAGCACGGCCGUCCCGGUGUCGUCACAGGUCUCGUUGCCUACUCUACCGGUGGCCAGGGUAGCAUCCUAUUCAUCGAGGUGGCAGACAUGCCCGGCAAUGGACGUGUCCAGCUAACCGGAAAGCUGGGCGACGUUCUCAAGGAAUCCGUCGAGGUAGCCCUAACAUGGGUUAAGGCACACUCCUUCGAGCUCGGUCUCACCCACGACCCCAACGAAGAUAUCAUGAAGAGCCGCAGCCUGCACGUCCACUGCCCCUCUGGCGCUAUCCCCAAGGAUGGUCCCUCUGCCGGCCUUGCCCACACCGUUGCCUUGAUCUCCUUGUUCACCAACAAGGCCGUCCCGCCGCAGAUUGCCAUGACGGGUGAAGUCUCCCUCCGCGGCCGGGUUAUGCCUGUCGGUGGUAUCAAGGAGAAGUUGAUCGGUGCUUUGCGCGCGGGAGUCAAGACCGUGCUGCUGCCCGACCAGAACCGCAAGGACGUCAAAGAUGUCCCUCAGGAGGUCAAGGAUGGUCUGGAGAUCAUCUAUGUCAAGCACAUUUGGGAGGGUCUGCGUCAGGUCUGGCCCGAUGCCCAGUGGCCGGGCCAGCACCAGAUCAACUUUGUUGAGAGCCGACUUUAA
Penicillium bovifimosum is the source of this 2778-nucleotide messenger RNA. RefSeq names its product putative LON domain serine protease. The transcript has 3 exons. Bases 1 to 2778 code for a protein of 925 amino acids. Gene Ontology annotation, cellular component: peroxisomal matrix. Gene Ontology annotation, biological process: protein catabolic process; protein targeting to peroxisome; protein processing. NCBI's taxonomy places the organism in Eukaryota, Fungi, Ascomycota, Eurotiomycetes, Eurotiales, Aspergillaceae. The record is from RefSeq and is a predicted model, not a curated record. Gene Ontology annotation, molecular function: ATP binding; ATP hydrolysis activity; serine-type endopeptidase activity.